AUGGAACUCCAGGCUUUGGCAGAGAAACAUGGCGGGCUAUCGGCGGCGGUUGUCGGGAAGGCGAAGGAAUAUCUCCGUUUGCUCGAAUUGAAGCUUCAAGGGGGAGGGCAAUCCAUCCCAAUGCUGGGCCGACCGGCUGCGUGCCUGGAGCUUGCAUGUGAAGUACUUCAGGAACCUGUUGAUAGCCGAAAGCUGUAUUUGCUGUCAGGGGGCACGAGUUUGGGCAAGCACAAACAAUGUGUGCGCAACAUCAGCAGUAUCUUGCGCCUUCAAACCACGGCCACCAUCACAACAUCGUCUUUAUGUGUCAAGUUUGGAUGCCCUGCACUCAAAGACUACGUCGCUUCCGUGCAUGAUGAGUAUAAGCAUCGAAUGAUGGCCAAGUUGACCUCGUCACAGCAGCGUCAUGUCGACGUGACGCGGCCUCUGUUUCCCGCCGCCGUAUUUUAUGCAUGCGCGGUCAAAACCAAUUGCCGGGUGGACAAGAACCAGCUUCUUCAGCUCACCAUGUCCCAGCCCAAAGAGUUUGCGAGUGUGGUGUCGUCCAUCGAGAAAUUGUGUGAGCAUGCGUUGACUACAUACGUUCCUUCCUCGUCCACGGAAAUGAGACGUCACGGUCGAAAGCGAAAGCUCAGGGAGGCCGACGUGUCCGAGUCGACGCCACAGGAAAUGGACAAUGCGGUGAAGGGUUCCAACAUGGCAUCGACGCCGUCCAACACAAGAUCGUUGGAUCACAUCAAACGAUUGAUUCAGCAACACACGAAACUUGCCAUGGCUUCUCCACAGCCGACGACUCCUUCUCCAGAACCAACAUUGCCCGUCCAAGAGGCAAAAGAAGCACCUUGUCCAGCAUCGUACGCCGACUGGAAGCUGAAAAUCCUGGCAGCUCGUUCCAAAGCGCCUGUGGCUCGUUCAUCCUCUGCGGAAUGACCAACAUGUAAGAUGUGGUUGACGAAGCUCCAGGCAAUACAAUAUCCUGUUGG
Messenger RNA from Aphanomyces invadans, 983 nucleotides. RefSeq lists its product as hypothetical. The transcript has 7 exons. The coding region runs from base 1 to 930 and encodes 309 amino acids. Gene Ontology annotation, biological process: DNA replication initiation; DNA replication. The record is from RefSeq and is a predicted model, not a curated record. Lineage: Eukaryota; Oomycota; Saprolegniomycetes; Saprolegniales; Verrucalvaceae. Gene Ontology annotation, cellular component: nuclear origin of replication recognition complex.